Messenger RNA from Teleopsis dalmanni, 1941 nucleotides. Its product is annotated as U3 small nucleolar RNA-associated protein 6 homolog. Lineage: Eukaryota; Metazoa; Arthropoda; Insecta; Diptera; Diopsidae. The record is from RefSeq and is a predicted model, not a curated record. The transcript is spliced from 5 exons. The coding region runs from base 103 to 1941 and encodes 612 amino acids. Gene Ontology annotation, biological process: maturation of SSU-rRNA from tricistronic rRNA transcript (SSU-rRNA, 5.8S rRNA, LSU-rRNA). Gene Ontology annotation, cellular component: small-subunit processome; Pwp2p-containing subcomplex of 90S preribosome. Gene Ontology annotation, molecular function: protein binding; snoRNA binding.
GUCAAAUGUGACAACGUGAGUUUUAAGACCUCUAAAUAUUUUGAACGAAUUGGAAUUGUUAUUAAUUUACUGUGGAAAAUAUAUUCAAUAAUAUAAUAAAACAUGGCUGAAUUUUUAGCAGAAAUGCAAGAAAGGCUUUUGCCUGAAUAUGAACAGUUAAAAAAAUUUGAAGUUUGCACAGAUGAACAAAUAAGAGAAUGCAUCCGUAAGCGCGAUAGUUUACAACUUAAGAUAACACAGAAAGGAAAAUCCGUAAGAGAUUAUGCUGACUUCAUAUUAUUUGAAAGAAAGGUACAUAAAUGGGUAACUGAAAAAGAACGUUUUCAUGGCAAUAAAUUAACUGGCCUGAAGAGUUCCAUAGCCUCGCGUAUUAUACGACUUUAUCGAGAUGGUCUGCGAGCAUUCCCACAUGAAGAACGUUUUUGGGACAACUUUAUAAAUUUUAGUAAAAAAUCAGCACCACAAGAAGUAUCUGGCAUAUACGAAAAAAUGCUAACAUUUUAUGGUGACAAGCCUCGUGUUUGGUGUGAUGCUGCACUUUGGAUAUACGAGUAUAGUUCUAAUAUAAAAAAAGUGAAAGAAAUUUUUUUUCGUGCUUUGCAAAGACAUCCGGACUCUGAAGAAAUUUAUAAAACUUUUUUUGAUACUCUCUUAUUAUCAGCUAUAAAAAUGAGUACACAGAAGAAUGCUAUAUCUUCUGAUGAAAAAAUUAUUCGUUUGGAACAAGUUUUGAUCGUUUACAAGAAUAGUAAAAAAAUUAUACAAAAUAUAAAUUUCUUUUUAAGCUUGUUGGAACGGUGCGAGUCAGAGAAAUUUUUAAAUAUAACAACACCACUACAAAAAGUUAUAAUCGAUGAUUUAAUGACUAAUUUCCCACGAAAUGAAAUUCUGUGGGAUACUUUAGCACAACGAGAGCUUCGCGGUUAUAAUAUGAGUGAUUUAAACAAUUCCAUGGAUAUAAAAGAUAAUGCGGUUGAUGGUGAACAACAAUCAAAGGACAUAGAAAAAACAGAAAAUUUUGAUAAUGAUCAAAACUUAUUCCAGAAACGUUCACUUAAACGUCGCAUAGAACUUUGUUGUAAUGUUUACCAAACAGCAGUCCGAACGUUAGAAACAACUAACAUGUGGACAAAAUAUAUUAAUGCUAUGUUGAAACUGAACCAAGAUAUGUCGGCAGAGAAAGUUUUAAAACGCAAAUGUUUGGCAAUUGCCUUUAAAGAAGGGCAUGCAUCUCGUUUAAUGAGUGUUGACCACUACUGUACCUAUGUACAAAUGCUACUUGAAAGCCCAACUGGUGUGCCAAUAGCAGAACAAACACUAAUGGAUGCUUUAAAAAUUCAUAAAUCAAUUAAACUUUACGAAUUACUGCUUUCCACAUACAUAGUAGCCGACAAUGAGCCAAAAGCCUACGAAACGUUUCGUACAGCAAAUGAUGAACUUGGCGCACAAAAAUGUGUUUCACUCUGGCGUAGUUUAAUACAAUUUUAUAAAACACACUAUAAUGAUUGUGGGAAACAACUACAAAAACUUUUCAAAGAGGCUUGUCAAGAAGCAUCACCAGAUUUUGGUGAAUUUCGUUGUAAUUAUUUAGAUUUUUGUAUAUUGAACUUUUCAAUGCAAAAAACUCGAUCUGAGUAUGAUAAAUUGUGUUUAUUACCUCCGCCAUGUCGUGAGCUACACCAAAAAAUGGCAGCUCUUGAAUCACAAACCGUUGCGAAGAAUCAGGCAGACAUGGAUCGGUGGCGCUUAUGCUAUGUAAAUGCAGUUUUUUAUUUUGGAAAAACAAAUACACAAGUUUGGAUUGAUUUUAUUAAAUUUGAACGUGAACAUGGUGAGCCCAAAAAUGUAUCCACAUUAUAUGAUCGUGCUAAAAACACUUUAGAAACGGAAUUAGUGGAUAACUUCAUUUCUGAAUAUACGCUGCUCACACAUAUUAUAUAA